AUGCUCAUUGUAGGAUUCGAAGGAAGCGCAAACAAGCUCGGUGUUGGAAUUGUCCGAGGCGAGGAAAUCCUGGCAAACGAGCGGGCUACAUACACGCCGCCACAGGGAGAAGGAUUUAAAAUUACAGACGCAGCAAUGCACCACCAGGCGAACAUCAUGGGGGUUUUCAAGCGCGCGCUUGAAACAGCAAAAAUUAAAAUAAAGGACAUAGAGUUCCUGGCAUACACUGCAGGCCCUGGGAUUGCGCCGUGUCUGAUGAGUGUUGCCAUCUUUGUGAAGGUGCUUGCUGAGAAGUACAACAUCCCCGUUGUGCCAGUAAACCACUGCGUUGCACACAUUGAAAUGGGCCGGUUUAUCACAAAGUCUGACAACCCAACCAUUCUGUACGUGAGCGGGGGGAACACGCAGGUCAUAUCAUACUACAAAAACCGAUACGUCGUGUACGGAGAAACCCUGGACAUCGCUGUGGGAAACUGUCUGGACAGGCUGGCGCGCCUGCUCGAUCUUCCCAAUACCCCGUCUCCGGGAUACAACAUAGAGCAGAUCGCGAAGAAUGGAAUCCGCUAUCUGAAACUUCCGUACUCCGUUAAGGGGAUGGAUGUCUCCUUUUCGGGGCUCCUCUCCCACGUCGAGAACUACGUGAAAACCCAGGCCAUGACUGAGAGCCUCAAGGCCGACAUCUGCUACUCUGUGCAGGAAACAUGCUUUUCUAUGCUCAUCGAGGUGACGGAGCGAGCAAUGACAUGCACAGACUCCAACGAGGUUCUUGUGGUUGGCGGGGUAGGGUGCAACAAAAGGCUGCAGAAAAUGGCCUCGGACAUGGCCAAGCAGAGAGGCGGGAAGGGAUACAGCGCAGACGAGCGAUACUGCAUUGACAAUGGGCUUAUGAUUGCGCACACUGCAUACAAAAUGCUGCUCAGCGGAUACGUGUGCCAAGGCAAGGAGUGCAAUAUAACGCAGAAGUACAGGACCGACACCGUUGAUGUGACGUGGAGAACAUAA
Nematocida major is the source of this 1002-nucleotide messenger RNA. Its product is annotated as N6-L-threonylcarbamoyladenine synthase. The record is from RefSeq and is a predicted model, not a curated record. Lineage: Eukaryota; Fungi; Microsporidia. Gene Ontology annotation, cellular component: cytoplasm; EKC/KEOPS complex. Gene Ontology annotation, biological process: tRNA threonylcarbamoyladenosine modification. The transcript has a single exon. The coding region runs from base 1 to 1002 and encodes 333 amino acids.